AUGCGAUACCCUCCCUUGACGGACCAGAUAUACAUCGACACUUUCAUCGAGGAGGUCAUCAAGGAUGCCGAAGCUGAGGUCACCAAGAUCGCGGCUGGGGAAGCCACCAAGUCCGCCGCCGAGGAGGCCGCCAAGGGGCCUGCUGGGGAGGCCAGCAAGGCUGCUGCUGGGGAAGCCGGCAAGGCUGCUGCCGAGGAGGCCGCCAAGGAGCCUGCUGGCGAGGGGGUGGCGGACGACCAACCUUCCUCCCCUGCAACACCCGCCCCGGGUAAGUACUUGAGGGUGGGAGAUGAUCUGUUCAUCCGCCUCCCAGGGAUGGCAAGCACCAGAGCGCCAGCCGAAGGGGAGGUCUUCAAUGAUGAGGCGCUUGCCACCGCCGGGCUCCAGGUUGUUGACGAACCGAGCGCCAGCGGUGAUAGUUCCCAAGAGGAGCAGCUCCUCCGGGCCAUGAGCGCCAAUUUCCAGAAGCUUCAAGCGCUCCACCGUGCCCACCAGGAUAAGGCGAUUGCCACCACGCUUCGCGUCAAGGAUGAGGAGAUCGAGAAGCUCGUCAUGCAGCAGACCCAGGAGCUGGAGCGGAAGCACAAGGAUGCACUAGAUGCUCUGGCCCUGGACCAAGCCGACAAGGUGGAGAAGCUGGAGCUGGAGCGAGAGGAGCUGAAGAAGGAGGUCUCAAAGCUGACGGAGGACAGGGACAGGGCUAACUGCACUCUGGCGGAUUUGCAGGUCACCAUCUCCGACAAGACCAAGCUGCUCUCCGAGGCCAACAAUUCCAUCAAUGAUCUGAAGCUGAAGCUGGACACCUUGGAAGAGACGCUUUCGGAGGUCAAGGCCCGUGAGGAGGCCCUGAACAAGGCCCUUGAGAGCGAGAGGCAGCUGCGGAAGGAUGACGCCGCUGCCCACAAGGACUAUGUGGACACCAUAAAUCUCCGGAUCGGCCGCCUCAUCGACGUUGCAGGGAAGCUCACCACGCAGCUAGCCGCCAUGGGCAUGCCGCACAUCAGGUACUCCCAGGAGGUGAACAUAAGCCCCAAUUCCAGGAUGACCUUGUUCUUCGAGCGCGUCCUCGACGCCCUGGAGCAGCUCCCCUCCAAUUGUGCGACUUAUCUGGCCAAUGAGCUAACAGAGGCUGAAGUUACUGAGGCUGUGAAGAAAAUACUGAAUGAAUCGGAGGCUGGCGAUGAUCCGUUCUGGAAGAAAAAGGCGCAGGAUAAACCAGCCAAGACACCUCGCCCCAAGACCAAGGACGACGCUGAAGGUAGCCAAGCUGAGGAUGCAGAGGGUACCCCUCAUUCAUCUUCUGGUGAAUCAACGGCCACACAACUCCCACCUCUUAAGACAGUGCAUGGCACCAGGCCUAGACCCAGCAAGAAGGCCCGAUUAAAUAAAUCGGUGGACGAUAAUGUAGUCAUUGAACCGGAGAAGACUCCAGAUCCAGUAGAAACAAAUACUGACGCUCUGCUUGAUGAUCCGCCACCACAAGAUUAUGACUUCGUUGUUGAACAAGUAGAAGUUGCUCCAUCAGGCCAGUCUGAAAAAACAACAAGCCCAGUCCGAGACACUGAUAAAUCGGCAAGUCCAGCUAAGGCUACUGAUAAACCGUCAACUCCAGUGAAGGCUGCUGGUGACAAGGAAGAUGACAUCAUGAUUACUGGCUUUGGCCACACUGAUCAUGGCAAUCCUGUAGCUUUAUCCAAGCAUAGUGCCAAGGAUGAACUUUCUGCUAUGGGCAAAGUCCCCCAGGGCCGGUUUAUCUUUUCCAGGGACUCGCAUUACCCACCUGGGUUCUGA
Aegilops tauschii subsp. strangulata is the source of this 1791-nucleotide messenger RNA. Lineage: Eukaryota; Viridiplantae; Streptophyta; Magnoliopsida; Poales; Poaceae. The record is from RefSeq and is a predicted model, not a curated record.